This is a messenger RNA of Sardina pilchardus (European sardine), 6646 nucleotides long. RefSeq names its product WAPL cohesin release factor b (gene waplb). The coding region runs from base 320 to 4297 and encodes 1325 amino acids. The record is from RefSeq and is a predicted model, not a curated record. The transcript is spliced from 20 exons. NCBI's taxonomy places the organism in Eukaryota, Metazoa, Chordata, Actinopteri, Clupeiformes, Clupeidae.
CCGAAUGGAGGCCAUCUACAUCACAGAGAAACAAUUGAGUUCGUAUCAGCUCAAAAAUACUGAGUAAUUAUAUUCUACUUAGACAGUUGACUUGCGUUACUGGCGAGGACAGCUCAAUCGUGCACACUUUAAAGUUCGCUGGACUUUUCUCGCUCUUUACUGGAGACAACGUUUAGUUCCCCCUUGUUUAUAUUGUGCAAGCAGAGCUUGAGCAGGAGGCCCCGGCUGGCAGUGGAGGAGAAGCGGCCGCCUCGCCUCCGAGUGGGAGUUGAGUGGUUCGGCCUUGUUGUGCACCAAAGAAUAUGAAACAUAUGUCACAAUGACCUCAAGAUUCUACAAAACCUACAGCCGGAAGGGGGGCGAUGGCACCUCCAAGUUUGACGAGGUCUUCGCUAACAAGAAGACCAUGAGCACCAAGUGGGGCGAGACCACCUAUCGGGCCAAAGUUACCUCCAAGCGGCCCGCUCUCGCGGUCGACAAGUCCGAGUUGUCCAAGCGGUCGCGCCUGGCCGUUGAAGACAGCUCCGAGGACCCUUUCGGCUUUGACAGCGAUGACGAGUCCAAACCCAAGCCCGUGACGUCUAGGAGCAGUGGAGGUGCAGGUGGAGGUGGAGGUGCUGGAGGCGGCCAGAACCGGCUCUCACCGGCCCGUGCGGAGAGACCCCCCGGCCUCACGCUGGAGCCCAACAGCAGGGUGAGCCAGCCGGCCAGCGUGGAGGCGGUGGCCCCCAGCCGAGGGUCCUCGGGGCUGGGCAGUGACCGCGGCUCACACAGGGUGCCAGAGGACCCCAGCCUGAUGUUCAGCACCAGCUCCUUGGGCCUGACCCAGAGCAGCGCGGCGUCCUGGCUGCCGGACUCGUCUGAGCGGCACAUGAACUGGUACAAGAACGCGUCAGAGAGUGACCGGCGGCCGCACGCCCAGACAACCACGCUGCGCUCGGACUCUGGGGCGGCGGCGGCGGCGUCGCGGGACACCUGGGACCUGCUGGUGGGCCUCCACUCCUCCUCCUCCACCCCCGCACCGCCCGAGCCCCUCGCCCCACGAGAGCCCUUCUCCUGGGCCCUGGCCAGCAGGGACACCACGUCCUCCACCAACACCAACACCACCCACAGCAACACCACCAGCGCCACCGCCGUUCCCUCUGAGCGCGAGCGUAGACCGGAAGCUCGGCAGGAGUUGUGGGAGUGUAAACCGGAAGCUCGGCAAGAGUCGUGGGAGCGUAAACCAGAAGCUCGGCAAGAAUUGUGGGAGCGUAAACCGGAAGCUCGGCAAGAAUUGUGGGAGCGUAAACCGGAAGCUCGGCCGGAGUCUUGGGAACGCCGACCGGAAGUCCGUCAGGAGUCGUGGGAGCGGCGGGCGGAGGCGCGUCCAGAGCAGCUGGAGCCGACGGAGGUGCUGGAGCAGGAGGACCAAUCACAGCCCUUCUCUCUGCUGCAGGAGGACCAAUCACAGUCCCUCUCUCUGCUGCAGCGCAGCAGCAGCAACUGCAGGACCUACCGGCGGCCCAACAAGGGCAAGCCCUCGGGCACGGACGCGCAGGAGGCCAGGCCGGGCGUCGUCGUGGCCACCGCGGGGUCAGGGGUCACUCAGGGUCAGCAGGCGGGGCGCGGCGGGCGCGGGGGUCGGACGCGGGACUUCACCGUGCUGCACCCCUCCUCUCUGUCCGCCUGCAAUGUCACCAUCCAGGACCAGAUCGACCGCAGCAUCGACCUGACCUCUGACCUGGGCGCCGGAGGAGGCGCCGUGGCAACGGGGGUCACUACGGCCGUGGAUCCCGGCGAGGCCGGACGCCUCAGGAAGAAGGGAGAGAUGCCAACCACCAAACCCGCCAGUAAGUCCAAGCCAGCUCAGUCCAAAUCCAAGAAGGCGGACUCCAGGCUUGACCUCUUUGGCUUUGACGACGCGGACGCCCAUGGCAACGACCCCAACGACCCGCUGGCCAACUUUGGCUCCAGCUACAAGAUCCAGUACUUCGGGUUCGACGACCUCAGCGAGAGUGACGAAGACGAGGACGAAGACUCGCCCGCCGCCCAGCGGAGGAGGGAGAGGAAGAGGGCCAGAGCGGAGGCCAAGGCCAAGGCCGCCGCGCUCGAAACCGCCAUGACGACCGUUUCCACGGCGACGACCGCGCCCGCCACUACAGCUGUGGCCGUGUCCACCUCCGUCAUUCAGACCGUGCCCAGAGAGAUGACCGACAGACUGACCAGCAGCAGAAUAGACCUGACGGAGGAGCGGCUGGCGAUGAGCAGAGUUCAGCCCACACCACAGGAGCGCAUCCGCGAGGGCAGCCGCAAGAUCUUCGGACCCAAGAAGUCUCCAACAAAAGCUGUGUAUAACGCCAGACACUGGAACCAGCAGCAAGAAGAGGAGCUGCCCCCUCUACCACCACCCUCACGCUCACAGACGAAACCAGCCAGUGGUAGCGCUAGCAGCAGUAGCGGUAGCAGCACUAGCGGUAGCAGCAGCAGUGCUAAAGACUCCAACUCCCAUAAGGACGAUGGGCUCUUCAAAGCCCCUCCCCCUCCUCCCAAAGUCAUCAAGUCCGUCACCAUACCGACGGUCCCUUAUCAGGACAUCAGGACAGCACUGAAGUGCAGGAAAGAGCACAAGGAGUUGUUUACGGUAGUUCAGCACGUGAAGCACUUCAAUGAUGUGGUGGAGUUCGGGGAGAAUCAGGAAUUCACCGACGACUUUGAGUACCUCGCCACUGGCCUCAAGACUGGAGAACCCUUAAACACACGCUGCCUUAGUGUUAUCAGCCUGGCGUCCAGGUGUGCCACUCCGAGCUUCAGGAUGCACCUGAGGGCGAGAGGGAAAGUAGCCCAGGUCUUCAAGACACUCAGCGACGCACCCCAGCAUCCGAACCUGGCUCUGUGCACGGCGUCUCUGAUGUACAUCCUGAGUCGGGACCGUCUGAACAUGGACCUGGACCGGGCCUGCCUGGAGCUGAUGAUCCGGCUGCUGGAGCUGGAGCAGGACGGCACGGCGCGCGUGCAGCUGACCGCCCGCGAGAUGGCCAAGGUCAAGGAGAAGAUCCGCAAGCUCUGCGACACCGUCCACAACAAGCACCUGGACCUGGAGAACAUCACGACAGGGCACCUCGCCAUGGAAACCCUGCUGUCACUCACAUCAAAGCGGGCAGGUGAUUGGUUCAAAGAGGAGCUGAGGCUGCUGGGAGGGUUGGACCACAUUGUAGAUAAAGUGAAAGAGUGUGUGGAGAACCUGAGUGAAGAGGAGGACAAGGAGAAACUGGUGGCCUCACUGUGGGGCUCCGAGAGAUGCCUACGCGUGCUGGAGAGUGUGACCGUGCACAACCCUGAGAACCAGUCCUACCUGAUCGCCUACAAGGACUCCCAGCUCAUCGUCUCCUCUGCCAAGGCGCUGCGUCACUGUGAGGAGAUGAUCCAGAGGUACAGCAGGGAGGUGAACUGCGUAGCGGGGACCCCCCUCCCCUUCUGCUCCAACAGCAACGUGGGCAAAGCCGUGGAGGACUGCAUGAGGGCCAUCAUAGGGGUGCUCCUCAACCUCACACACGACAACGAGUGGGGCAGCACUAAGACUGGUGAGCAGGAGGACCUCAUCAUCACGGCUCUCAACUGUGUGCUUCGAGUGCCCCAGUACCUGCCCCAAGAACAGCGCUUCGACAUCAGAGUCCUGGGCCUGGGUCUGCUGAUUAACCUGGUGGAGUACAGCGCCCGUAACCGCCACUGCCUGGUGGAGAUGCAGAUGGAUGGCCACGCCCCCUUCACCUCCGUCCUAGUGGGAGAGAAGGAGGAGCUUACCACCGACGCCCCUCUCAGCGCCAUCGCCGCUCUAGUACAGCUGUUCCUGCAGAGAGAGCAGGCUGCUAUCCUGGCGGAGGCGCAGACUGAUGACCUCAUCAGCGAGGCGCCCAAGCCGCAGGACCAGAGCGGCGAGUGGCAGGAGAACGACGGGGAGAUCCAGUGGGUCGCCGCCGACAACAGCAACGACAACAACGACCAAGCCACCAAGGAGAACGACAAGAAGAAGGAGGAGGAAGAGGAGGAACUGGACCUCAACAAAGCUCUUCAACAUGCUGGGAAGCACAUGGAGGACAGCAUCGCGGCCUCCUACACUGCACUGCUACUGGGCUGUCUAUGUCAGGAGAGUCCUAUGAAUGUUACUACUGUGAGAGAGAACCUGCCCAAAGGCGAUUUCUCAAUCAUGACCGAAAUGCUGAAGAAAUUCUUGAAUUUCAUGAACCUCACAUGUGAUGGUGCCACAGCAGGACAGAAGUCUAUCUCUCGGGUCAUUGACUACCUGGAGCACUGUUAGUGUGUGUGUGUGUGCGCGCGUGUGUGUGUGUGUGUGUGUGUGUGUGUGUGUGUGUGUGUGUCAAGACCCAGUGUGGACCGGCCGGCUUGGUUCCCCUCGGUCCGUCUCACCAGACCGGCCAAUGACGAGGAUGCUGCAGAACUUCUAGGGCUGACGCCCGAACAAACACACACACACACACACACACGUAUACAUAUAUACACACACGCACUCUCUUGCUCUCUCACACACACACACGCACACCCACACACACACAGGCAGACCCACGCCUCAUCUUCAUGAUGCCAAGACUCCUCACGUUGACCUCAGUCUCAAUGAAUGACUAAGAAGAAGAAUCUCUUGUAAAACAUGAACUUUUACAACAAAAAAAACGAAAAGAAAAAAAAAAGUUUUCGUUUUGUCUUCAAAAAUCUAAAAAGCUCAAAGGACAGUCUGUCACAGCAUCCACUCAUUCUCUCUCUUCUCCUCACUUAUUCUCUGCUUGUGUGUGUGUGUGUGUGUGUGUGUGUGUGCGCGUGUGUGCGCACGUGUGUGUGUGUGUUUCACUCAUCCUCUCUGCUCACCUGCUCAGUGCUGGCUCUGUUGUUGUUGGUUAUCCACUGAAUGGAGUGAUCCGUUACCUGAGCGAGAUCAGGAUUUAUCCCCUAUGGUCCCUCAUGAACUGCACCCUGUGUGUGUGUGUGUGUGUGUGUGUGUGUGUGUGUGUGUGUGUGUGUGUGUGUGUAUAUAUGUACAUGUAUGUGUAUGUGUGUUUUACCUCCACACCCUUUCAACACAGCCCUAAAAAUGUCCUCCCUUUUUCCGUUGUCUGUAAAAUGAAGAUGAACUUUCCCAACAACCAAAUCCUUCCUGCUCAGGGCUACCUUCUGCACACCACUAGCACACACACACACACACACACACACACACACACACACACACACACACACUUGCUCAGUUCCCUUGUGCACCUGUCCUUGUCACUGGUCUCCAGAGCUCAGCUGUCCUCUACUCAUGACUGUGUGUCUUGAGUGUUUCCUGCCCUGUCCACCAUUUUCCCAGCAUUCCCUAUCUUUUCUGCAGUGUCGGUCACUUUCCCAGAAUUCCCUCUUUGUUCCACCCUGUCUGCCAUUUUCCCAGCAUUCCCUCUGUUUUCUACAGUGUCUGCCAUUUUCCCAGCAUUCCCUGUUUUCUGCAGUGUCAGCUAGUGUCAGCUCAGACCUCUGAGCUCCCAAUGUGACCCACCGCAGUCACCCUGGCCUACCGCGCUUGGAUCUCAUAGUAAGUGUGUGUGUGUGUGUCUGUGCGCGCGCACACGCGCCUGAAACCCUGGCCCUUAAGCUGUCUCUCUCCCCUCCCCACUUGGAUGUGUGUGUGUGUGUGUGUGUGUGUGUGUGUGUGUUUGCCAGGUGCGCCGAUCGGCAGUGACGUGUGCACAAGUGCCAUGCUUGUUUUUUUGCGUCUGUGUGUGUUGCCAGACCUCCCUCCAGACAUGAUGUUGCAGCAGGUCUUUCAUUGCUGUGUGUGUGUGUGUGUGUGUGUGUGUGUGUGUACGCACUUGCCGCCCGCUCCUCCUAAAAGUGUCCACCGGGCUUUGAGCUUCAACUCCACCAGUCAAUGGAUUUCUCUCCUUUUGCUUUCUCCUGGAGGUUCAUCACCCCCCACAUACCCCAAUCAAAGUAUACACACUCACACACACACACCACACACCACCUUUGUUUAUUGUUCAUCAGUUUGUUUGUGUGAAGGUUGAAGAGCUUUUUAGUGUGUGUGUGUGUGUGUGUGUGUCUGUGUGUGUGAGAGCGAGCAGGUCAGAAAUACAUAAGCUGUUCUGUGUUCUUGUCAUGAAAUCUGAAGAAUGUGUUUCCUUUUCAUUGUUAUUUGUAGAGAUGUUCUGUUGUUGCCAUUGCCAUGUUCCCCCUGUUAGCACCUCCAUUUGUUAUGAGUGAUAAUGGAUCUGUUCUGUGUGUGUGUGUGUGUGUGUGUGUGUGUGUGUAUGUGUGUAGGGGUGGAUUAAUGACCCUUUUUCCUGUCCUUUUGCCAUCGUUUCAUCUUUGCUCUGAUAAAACGUUUACAAGAGGUUUUGGUGAUAAACGGACAUGAAUGGGACAAACCUACCAACCAGUGUACAUAACACCGUGUAAAUACUGGCUCUUGAGAGAAGAAACUAGAACAAGUAGACUUUUUUUUUCUGAAUCCAAGCAUAUUUUUUUGUUUUCUUUUCUACAGCAUUUCUCACUUGUUUUCUCUGAACGGAUCUGAGAUUUAAAGCUAUAUCUGAAGCCCACUGGACCACCCCCUUUGUACCAAUUUCCAAAUGUCUUUGGUUACUUGUAAAUACCUUUAACUCGAAUAAAAGUUGCUACUUUU